AGAGCUUCUGGACGGUUUGGAGCGGAGUUCCCUGAGCGGGCCCACGCUCUGCUUUUGGCCCCUGUAGGUGGAAGACAUGUCUCAGGAAGAGGCUGCAGGGGGCUCCAGCACACAGGACCCCGUUCCCAGCCCCCGCCGUGGCUGCGGGCUUUUCCAGGACGACAUGGAGAAAGCUAGCUCCGUGUCAGGCCUGGCACCAGACCUGCCCGGGGCGAGCGCUAGGGCCCGAGUUUCGGCUGGCAGAAGGAAGAGGUUGCUCAGGGAAGAGGCCCAUCGAGGUGCCAGCUGCCAGGCUGGGGGUACUCCUGGGACCAACCUGGAGGCCAAGGCCCGCUUGGUGGCCCUGGAGCUGCAAGCUGCGGGACAAAGCCAGGAUUUGGUGCCUGGCCCUAAGCUCCACGUCCAGCUGCCCACAGUGCCUGCUCAGGAAAGGGCUCAGGCCUCCAAGAGGCUCCAGAUUUCUCUACACAACAUCUUAGAUGAAAAUUGGGCCAGGAAUCUUUGUAGCAUGCCUGUGGGUCUCCCAGAGAGAGCUUUGGUUGGCAGGGAGAAGCCAGCAGGGGUGGAGAGGGCAAGCUGCCCCAGGCCCACAGGGGUGGGAGAAGGUGGGAGGAGUUCUCCAGGGUGUGAUAGGAGAAGCCCCACCCUCGGUGAAGAGGAGCCCCCCAAAAGGGAACUGCUGUCCUCACUAGGUUCAGCCCCCGUUCAGACAAGAAAGAAAAGCAGGAAGUGUAAGACCUGCUCAGAGGGUGGGGAGGGGGUUGGUGGCUUCUUGUGGCUUGGUCAGAGCCUUGGUGGGGACAACCCCCAGCGUGUGGGAGAUCCCCCUCAAGGUGCUGACUUGGAGUCCUUGGGAGGCCUUUGCAGUCCUCUUUUUCCCAAGAACACUGGGUCUGGACCAGGAGAUUCAGAUGGAAGUUGUGCGGGGUGUGCCACAGGGACUGAGAAGUUCAGAUAUUUGACCGAUGCAGAGGAUGGGGCCCAACCAGGCAGCUCCUAUGACCCUGUCGCGUUCCCACUGCCCAAUGGAGGGCUGUCCCUCAGGCCAGCUGCCCAGGAUCCUCCCCAGAGCCCUGCACUAUGCCUGGGAGUGUCUGGAAAGGUUUCCACAGAGCAGCAGGAAGCUGAGCAGGUCAUGGUGGGGGCUGGCGGUGAUGAUGGCCCUGCCGCCUCAUGCACCGAGGAGGAGCUGGAGGUCAAGGCUUGGCCAAUGUCUAGGGGGAGGCUGGGGCAAGGACUCUCUGCUCCCACUGACACCCCUGCCGGCUCCCCAGAGUCUGCAGCCAACACAUCUUGCUCAGGCUCAUUCAUGGGGCAGAGAAGAUCCAAGUGUGCUAAGUUGGGGAGGGUCUCAGUGCCCCCUGCCGAAGACCAGGGCACAGACAGAAGCUCAGACAACUUCAGCCAGGACCAGCCAGCAGCAUCCUGCCCAGGAGGCUUCCCCAAACUGGAGGCAGUGAAAAUGCCCUGUGGGGUGAAGCAUGUGUGCUACCUGGACUCCGGGGCAGUGAUCCACCUCCUGGGGGCCAUCAGCCAGGGCCAGGCAGGGGAGCCUCUAAAGCUGGAGGCUCUGGAGAACAUGAUGGAGGUCAGCUCAGCCUCACCUGCCCAGAGACCCAGAAGGAAGGAAAGGACCAGGGCCUGGGGCCCCACUUGGUGCCAGGAGGGGCUUCCUUUUCAGGAGUCCCGCACUGAGCGGCCAAGGUACGGCCCAGCGGAGGCUGACGAGGAGGAGCCCGGAGAACAGGAUUGGGGAGAGGACUCAGCUCAGAUUCAGCUCCAAAAGGAUAUUGGGGUUCGGGACACUGUGGUCCGUGUCAUGCAGAAGGUGCUGUGGAGUCGCCUUCGGGAGCUCCCAGACCUGAUGCUGAGUGAGGACGUGGUGGAAGGCAUCGCUGCUGGCAUCGAGUCUGCCCUCUUUGACCUGACACAAGCCACCAACUGCCGUUACAAGGCCAAGUACCGCAGCCUGCUGUUCAACCUGCGUGACCCCAGGAACCCUGACCUGUUUCUCAAAGUGGUUCAUGGAGAUGUCACCCCCCACGGCCUGGUGCGGAUGAACUCGAUCCAGCUGGCCCCCCAAGAGCUGGCCCGCUGGCGGGACCAGGAGGAGAAAAGGGGCCUGGAGAUUAUUGAGCAGCAACAGAAGGAGCCGUGUAGCCUCCCGACAUCCAAACUGACUCACAAGGGUGAAGUUGAGAUCCUGCGGGAUACUGACCAGAUGUUGACCCUGGAGGAUCUGGUGGGACCCAUGGUGUCCAUAGACUGCAGCCCACUGGCCCUGCCUCCCACAUCAAAGGAACCCCUGGAGCAGCAGGAGGAGCCCACGGAGCAGCAGGAGGACCCUACGGAGCAGCACGAGCAGCAUUUCUUAGACCCCAGCUGCCACUUCUGCAAGGACUGGAAGCCCUCCUGUGAGCUGCCAGGCUUCUCGAAAGCCAACGGGAGGGUGGAGGGCAGUGUCUUCCAGAGAGCCCCAAGCCCAGACUCUGUGUCCUCUCCAGAGAUGCCCCAAAUCGGGGAGAAACCUCCCACGGAGCCCCAGGACAGGGUUCCUCCCUCUAGGCUCCAGAUGCCUGCUGGGCCCACGAAGGCCCUGCCCAGCCAGCCGCCCUGGGAGGGGGCUGUGGCCAUGUUCUCCAUCAAGCAGUUCCGGGUCAAGGCCCAGCUGGUCUCAGGACGCAGCUGUCAGCUCAUCAUGGCCCUGCCCGAGGUGAUCCGCUCAGCAGGCUGCAUCCCCCCCAACACCGUCUGGGACCUUCUGGCUAGCAUCUGCCCAGCCAAGGCCAAGGACAUCUGUGUGGUCAGACUGUGCCCACAGGGAGCUCAGGACACCCAGAACUGCCGCCUGCUCUACUCCUACCUCAACAGUAAGCAGUGCCAUGGCCUGGCAGCUGUGGAUCAUGCAAGGAUGGUCCUGCUGCCCCUGCCUGCCUUCCAGCCCCUGCCUACCAGACUGCGCCCUCUUGGAGGCCCCGGCCUGGAAGUCACGCACUCAAGCCUGCUGCUGGCUGUGCUGCUCCCCACGGCAGGGCUUCCAGACACAGCGGAGUCCAGCCCCUUGGAGAAGGUUCGCAAGACGGUCUCCUUCAACAGAAAAGUGGAGAUGAGAUGCUACCAGUGGAAGGACAGGAGGCAGGAUGUGGCCCUGAAGGGCUCCCCUCCCUCAGGGGGUACCCUGCAGCAGAGCCAGGGCAAAGGCAGCCUGGCUCCAAGGGGAAUUAGUGCUUGGCAGAAGCCCUCUAGAGGCAGGGGGAGACUGUGGGAAGAGCCUGAGACCUGGCAGAGUCCUGGGCGAGGGCAGUGGCCCACAAGACCAGGCUGGUGCCAGCCCCGACGUGCCUAUUCAGCAGCACCAGCUGGCCAUGGCCAGCACCUCCACAGGGCAUCCUGUCCCCAGCAAGCUCUGCUCCAGCAUCUUGAAUCCCUGGUGAUUAUGAGCCACCAGCUCCAAGCCUCCCUGAGAUCCCCAGGCCAGGAGCUCCUUCCCCCGUCCCCUGCAGCCUGUGGAAUUCUUGGCCUCUUUUGCCAACACCCUGCAGCUCCAGAGCCCCCUGGCCCAGCCCCUGACUCCUGUUUGGGGCCCGCAGAUGGAGCUGGCUCUGAGUGUCCCCUCCCCAGAGAGACCUGA
Molecule: messenger RNA, 3631 nt
Organism: Miniopterus natalensis
Lineage: Eukaryota; Metazoa; Chordata; Mammalia; Chiroptera; Miniopteridae
Source: RefSeq, a predicted model, not a curated record